GUGUGGCAGGGUCAUGAAAAAGCGGCGGCGGCGGGAGAGAAGAGGAAGAGGCGGCGGGGGUGUGAAACUGCGGUAGCUGCCGGCCGGGCUGGUGGUGUGGCUUGUGGGGAAGGCGUAGUUCCUAACCCCCUUUCCGGGCAGCAGCCGGGGCUCGGGGCUGAGAGCGGCCGUGGGGCCGCCUCCCCGGGCCCCCUGGCUCCGCCAUGUUCCGCAGGGCACGCCUUAGCGUGAAGCCGAACGUCAGGCCUGGUACGGGCGCUAGGGGCUCCACCGCCCCCACCGCCCCCAGUGUCCAGCGUGGACAGGAGUCUCCCAGGCCUCCGGAGCCUGCGGCUGACUCUGCUUCGAAGCUAGCAGAGCCUACAGAUGUACCCGUGGUGGAUUUCGGGCGAGCGGAGCCCCAAGAAAAGGCUCCUAGGAGCAGUGUUGGAAAGGCUGGUGAUGAGAAAGAUGUUGAAGAAUCCAGCAAAUCUUCCUUUCCUGUUUCCCAGAGAAGAAAGCGACUAUCAAGUACUUCUAGUGUGGUUAAACCUAGUGUUAGUGUUCCUACAGAAUCUCAUCCCUCAUCUGCAGUUAACCAAGAAACUCCACAGCCAAACCCCAUUCCAACAAAAGAGAAACAGCCAUGCUCAGAUAGAUAUCGAAUAUAUAAAGCCCAGAAACUGAGGGAAAUGUUAAGAGAAGAAUUGAGAAAAGAGAAGAAACAAUGGAAAAACAAAUAUGCUAUAAAUGAAAGUCAGAGGCCACCAGAUCGUUCAAAAAUGACUAUGAGAGACUUCAUAUAUUAUCUGCCAGAUAACAAUCCAAUGAGUUCUUCACUGGAACAAGAAAAGAAAACAGAAAAAGUAUUGACUGCAGUCCAGACAAGAGAGCAAGAAGGUAAGAGUACUCCUGAUGCUGAAGAUAACGAAGCAUUGGAAGAAGAGACAGAUGAUGGGCCAUUGCUGGUUCCUCGAGUAAAAGUGGCAGAAGAUGGUUCCAUUAUUUUGGAUGAAGAAAGUUUAACUGUAGAAGUUUUAAGGACAAAAGGCCCCCGUGUUGUUGAAGAAAAUGACCCCAUAUUCGAGCGUGGUUCUACAACUACAUAUUCCAGCUUUAGGAAAAACUAUUACUCUAAACCAUGGUCAAAUAAAGAAACAGAUAUGUUUUUUUUAGCCAUCAGCAUGGUUGGAACUGACUUUUCCAUGAUUGGACAGCUUUUUCCUCACAGAGCAAGGAUAGAAAUUAAGAAUAAAUUUAAACGUGAAGAGAAAACAAAUGGAUGGAGAAUAGACAAAGCAUUCCAGGAAAAGCGUCCUUUUGACUUCGAUUUUUUUGCUCAUUUGCUUCAGAAAGUUCUUGCUGAAGAAGAGAAAAGAAAACAAAAGUCUGUUAAAAAUCAUAGUUUAAAGGAGAAGAAAUCCUCCAAACCACGGAAAAAUGUAAAAGUGAAAAAAGUUGCCCGUGAACAAGUGAAUAAUGAUCCAGAUGCGUCUGUGAGUACUAAAAUUUCAGACACACAAAGAUCUCCAAAGGAUGUUCAGACAGUUGAAGAAGAAGAUUCUUUGACUUUAUCAGGGCAAGAUUCAGAACAGGUUGCUUUAGAACAAGAUCUAAAUCAAAAGGAAAGGAGAAGGAAGAAUCAAGAAGCAACUAAUGAACCGGAAGCAAACAGUCUUGUGGAGAAUGCCACUGUUCAGUCAGGCCCUUCUAAAGGAGAAAAACAUAGGAAUAAAUGUCAGUCUUUAAGGCCUGAGGUAAAUGAAGAUGAAUGCAAUAAACAACAGCUUUCCUGUGUACAAAACAUAGAUGACAUUGUGGGUUUAGCCUCCAGUGAAAAAGUUGAGAAAAUAACUGACCCCAUCCUUUUAUCAAGUAAUCAACAAGAUGCCAUGUUAGUAGCAACUGAGUCUUCAGAAUCAGGCACUUCAGAUUUGCCUUCAUUAGAAGUUGGAAUUAGAACAAUGUGUGAAGUGAAUAAUGCUGACAGUAGUUGUACAGAAGAAAGAAAUGCUGACCUAAAGAGUAAAUCACUGGAAACUGAUCAAAUGGAAAAUGUUAAGCCAGUGUUGAGAGGUCGACUCCAGAGACCUAAACCAAAUUUAUCAAGGGCAGUUGGGAAGAAAUCAGUUCUUUCACAAGGCAAAACAGAUGCAGAGAGCAAGAAUUCACAUUCUGAAACUUCAGUUGAUAAGAAUCCCAUUGAAAAGGAUAAAGUGAAUACACUUGACAUUUCUGGAAUGGAGAAUACAGAGAGAGAGAACCCAGAAGCUAAGACUAUAUCUAAUCUGAGUGAAAAAAAAAGUCUACAGGAAGAUGAUCAAGCAAAGGCUCUCAGAUCUACACGAGUAACGAGGGGCCGAUUGCAAAGGCCAAAGCCAAAUUUAGGUAAAGCUGCUGAAAGAAAAGAAAUUUUUGCAUCACUGGAAAAAAUUGGAGCCAAUGUAGAAAAGAAUGAAAGUGAAUCCUGCGUUGAUAGAGAUACUCUGCAACAAAUGGAAGAUGAGUCGUAUAAAAAUUUUGAAUGUGAAGACAUCACAACACAGCCUGCAAAUAAAGAUUCUUUUCAAGAUGUGCAGCCAGAUGAGCCCAAGGUUCUUAAUGAAUGUCUAAGCAUUCAAGAGGAUAAGAAAGCACCUAUACUCAAACAAGUCCCAAUUCUAAGGCCUCGAUUUCAGAAACCAAAGCCAAACAUAGAAAGAGGCACUGGAAGAAAAGAAAUUUCCUCAAAGGAGGAGGUACCAGAGGAGACUCUUGUCUCUGGCGAAAUGACAGCAGCUUUGAGAGAAACUGUAAGACUAGACACCUCACCAAAGGAAGUGGGACUAGUGGAAAUUAAUACUGCUAAGGAAAUGGAGUCAAAUUUAAAAGAAGCUGGAAGAGGAGACCUUUCUUCCAGGGAGAAGAUACCAGAAGUGAUUGAUGUCAUCAUGGAAAUGGAGACAGGUUUGAAAGUAACUGGAAGAGAAAUUUCCCCAAGGGAGAAGAUACCAGAGAUGAUUGAUACCACUGAGGAAAUAGACACAGAUUUGAAAGAAACUGGAAGAAGAGAAAUAUUCCCACAAGAAAAUGGCUCCAAGGAGGCCAAACCUGUAUGUGAAAUGGAGACAGAUUUGAAAGAAACUGGAAGAGAGGUGCCCACAAGAGAGAUGAUACCAGAGAUGAUUGAUGUCACUGAAGAAAGAGAGACAGAUUUGGAAGAAACUGAAAGAAGAGAAAUAACUGCAUGGGUAAAGGCCCCAGAGGAGGUCAAAACUAUAGGUGAAAUGGAAGCAGAUUUGAAAGAAAUUGGAGGAAAAAUUUCCCAAAGGGAAGAGGUAAUAGUGGAGGUCAGUGCUAUAGGAGAAAAGAAGAUUGAUUUGAAGGAGACUGGAAAAAGAGACAUUUCCCUGAUGGAGACGCCAUCAGGAAGGAUGACUGCCAUUGAAGAAAUGGAGGCAGAUUUGGAAGAAACUGGAAGAGGAAUUUCCUUCAGAGAGAGAGGAUCUGAAGAAAUCUGUGAUACGAAGGAAAUGGUGGCAGAUUUGAAAAAAACUGGAAAAAUAGACAUUUCUCUAAGAGAAAAUGAACGAGAAGAAACUGGUAUCUCAAGACAAACUGAGACAAAUUUAAUGCAGAGCGGGAGUGAUGACUGCAGCCCUACGCCUUCACUAGAUAUAAAAAAUAUUAGCAGUGAAGUACUAUUGGUGAUGCAUACAUCUGUAGAAGAAAAAAGAAAUUCUGAAAAGAAAGUACCAAGUCACUUCAAGACUUCUUCACAGACUUCUGAAUUUGGUAAAACAGAAGACCUGGGGAUGCGACCUCCAGAUGUUCCAGAGCAGUUUUCAGAUGUUAAUUUAAGCAAAUCUUUUCCUCAAGAACAGAAGCCACUUGAAGUUAAACCAGCACCUUUUAUGAGAAGUCGAUUCAAAAGACCAAGACCAAACUUAGCAAGAGCAGCUUUAAAGAGAGAGACUACCGAAGCAGAAAAAUAUGUAUCUGGGAAGAAAUCAGAAACUGACAAAAUGAAGACUAUAGUGAUACAACAGAACAGUGAACAAGCUGAUACUCUCCCUUCGCAACAUGAUGAGUCUUUCCUAAUGACAUCAAGAGAAAAAGACAAACCAGGUCACGAGAAGGAGGAGUCUGUGAUAUUAUCAUGUACACAGACAGAAAAGGACCUUUCACUUUCAAAUCCUUGUGAACCUAAAGAGGAGUCUCAGUCAGCACAAGCCAAGGAAAAUGAUUUAGUUGUUUCGAUGGGGACUCAUAAUAUAAACACUUUACAACAAGAAAUGAAGGAAAGUGUUAUCCAAAGUGCUCAACCAAUAAGGGGCCGACUUCAGCGACCCAGACCAAACGUAAGAAAGGCUGGACAGAGGCAAAUGGUAGGAAAAGGUGAAACCAAAGGCAUAAUUAAGGAAGAAAGAACAAUAGUACAGAAAGAUGAAAUUAAAAACAAAGUCCUGACUACGCUGUUAGCUGUGCUACAUGAAAAUAAACCAUAUGUUCCCAGUCCAGCACAAAUGAUAAGAAGGAAAUUCCAAAAGGCUAAGCCAAAUUUGGGAAGAGCACAUGGUAAGAAAGAGGAUUCAGAUGUAGAAAAAGGCGCAGCAGAUCAGAGUGAAGCAAGCAAGCCAGAAGAUAAUUUACUGCUACAACAAGGAGAUUCUGACACCCAGCUCCUUCUGAAAGAAAAGGCUGAAUUUCUGACAUCUCUGGAGGUUUCAGCAAGAAAAGAUUAUAUAGGUGCCAAAGAGUCUGAUUUGGCCCAAAAACGUGCUGAAUUAGAAGUUGGACCAUCGGGAAAGGUUGGAGAGGAAAUUAUAGGAGAUAAUUCUAUGUCUUCAAUCGUUGAAGAGCAGUAUCUUAGUAAAAUAACAAGGUGUCCACAACUGUUAAAAGAAUCAAAUUCCUCCAAAAUUGCUCCUGAUCGAAGAACUAUCUCUUCUGCAUCUGAGUGUGAGAUAGAUCAUAGUGAGAGGAGAAUGCAUAGAAAGAUUAAACCAAAUGUCACCAAAGGGCGUGGAUCAAAACGAAUUCGGGGUAAGACCGCUAAGAAGGAACCUAGGGCUUCCAAGGCCAUGCUGGUGACUCUUCGGGCUUCCCAGGAAGAUGACGAUGAUGCUGAGGAUUUUGAGUCUGACUAUGAAGAAGAAAGCUAUCAUCUUGCCCCAGAAGAAGUAAACAAAGCUCCAGUGUUUGUACCUGUUGGUCUCAGAUCUCCUGAACCUGUUUCUGCCCAGAUUGAGGAAACAAUGGAAGAGCUUGAAAUAACUGUAAAUGUCCCAGAUAUAGGAUGCGUAGCUGUUGUUCAGCAUCAGCUCUCAAACACAGAUGUGACUACUCAGGAAAUGAAACAAGAAGAAAAUUUGAAUGCAUCGUCAUUUGAAAUGACCACAGGUGAACAUACUCAAGAGGAACCAGGUACCAAUGAUGGAAGCACUGAAGCUGCCAUAACUUUACUUACUAUGGGAGAUCUAGUAUUGCAGUCAGAGAUCACUCCUGAACAGGGUGAUGUAGGAGUAUGUGUACUUCCUCAUGUUCAUUCAAAGGAUCAAAGCCAUAUUCCUUUCGGCCCCGAUAACGUAAAUCACGAAAUUGUUCAUGAAUGUCAGGAGCUUUCUUCACCUGUUGUUAGUACGUUUUCUGCAUCAUUUGAAGAAAACAAGAUUGUACUGGAGGAACAAAGUACUAGAGAAGAAAGUGGUUUAAUGGAGAGAAUAAAGGAGAAUGCUACAUCAACCAGGAGUAAAGCUUCUAAGGUAAUGAACAAUUUGAGAAUGAGUAGAUUUGCCAAGCCUAAACCAAAUCUUGAGAAGAUUUUAGGGACCAACAGGUUUGAUGCUCAUCAGGAAGUUCCCAUUUUGUGUGCAACCAAAGGAGAAGAAGUGGACACUCAAAGAGAAACUGAGAAAAAUGCUUCUGAAGCAACAGAAUUGGAAGAUAAAAACCUUGGACCAGUUACAAUAGAAGAGAUUAAGGAGCAGAGCAAAUUGGCAUGUGUACAUGGUAUCAAAGGGACCGGUAUUUCUCAAGAAGUAAACCUAACUGAAAGAAAUGAAGAUCAAGAAGAAGGAUCUCAAGAGGUUCAGAUAUUGUCAGUUGCUCCAGUUGUUUCCUCUGAGACAGGGCCCCACACACUUGAUUUGGAUGUGGUUCUUGGUGAGAGUUCUGUUGAAGAGCCCCUGAGAAAGGACUCUAAAGGAGAUAGUGUAUCAGAGUGUACACCAACCAGUAUUCCAGAAGUCCAAGAAGAGAAUGUAAUCAACCCUCAAGACCUAACAGUGAAUCUAGUUGCUAAUGUACAUCAAGAGGAAGAGGAUGAACAAGCAUUCAUUUUAACUCUGGUGGAAAUCCCAACCAAUGCAGUAGAAGAAUUUACAGAUGCCGCUGCACAGUUAAUGCCAAACGCUUUACUGCCAGCACCCAUAUUGGUCAAAUCAGUGAAUACCGAAGAAAGGGGUGACAUGAGUAUUUGUUUACCAGUAACUUCAGUUGGUCAAGAUACCAUGUGUUUAUCUAAUUCUGGAAAAGAUGGUUCUGAAAAGCCUCCUGCUAAUUUGGAUCUUAAAUCCAAGAAGAGAUUUCAUUACAGUCUUGAAAGUGAUGAUAUUCCUCCUGCCAAAAAAACUUCGCUCACUUCAAAAGAUGAUUGUCAAGAAUAUACCUCUGAGGUGUGUUCAAAGGAAUUAAUAAACGUUUUUGAGGAAACAGGGGAGUCUUACAAGGGACAAAGUCUUUUUUCUACCUCAGGAAGCACACAUACAACUCCAGAACCUCAAAAAGAACAAGUUGAACCAACUUUUCAGAAUAUAGGAUCAAGAUCUCUUGAUAAAAUAAUAGAUACACAUACAGAAAAGAAUAUGCCUCAUUUACCUCGGGAUGAGAUGAUUGUGUCUGAUAAGGAGGAAAGAACUGAUGCUGCUUCUAAGUCUGAGCAAAUGGAAAACAGAACAUCAUCUUCAAAAACCCCACUAUCCAGACCUGGCAGAAGACCCUUGGGAUUUUUGUCUUUAAUUUGUUCAAAGAAUAGUUUGGAGUCUGAUGAACCUACUCAGGUCCAUAAUAAGAAGCGCCUAAAACCUCUUAUACCUGUGUCAAGACAGAAUUUGAAAAGAUCCAAUCCAUUCAGUGAAAGCCAGAAAAAAAAUCAAGAGUCCUCUGAUCUGCUUCCAUCUCCAAGUGUUGUUAAUAAUCAUUCUGAGAAUAUUGGCUGUUCAACAACGCAGCCUUCACUGAAAGAAGGAUGUAAAAGUGGCCAAAACGGAGCACCUGAAGAAGAAUCAGCCAUAGUCUCUGAGUAUUUCUUCAGUGAUAUCUUCGUUGAAGUGGAUGAAACAGAAUAAAACAGUCUCUUACU
This is a messenger RNA of Propithecus coquereli (Coquerel's sifaka), 7321 nucleotides long. It is a transcript of the gene BDP1, whose product is annotated as B double prime 1, subunit of RNA polymerase III transcription initiation factor IIIB. Gene Ontology annotation, cellular component: transcription factor TFIIIB complex. The record is from RefSeq and is a predicted model, not a curated record. Lineage: Eukaryota; Metazoa; Chordata; Mammalia; Primates; Indriidae. Gene Ontology annotation, biological process: RNA polymerase III preinitiation complex assembly. The transcript is spliced from 39 exons. The coding region runs from base 204 to 7307 and encodes 2367 amino acids. Gene Ontology annotation, molecular function: TFIIIC-class transcription factor complex binding.